Messenger RNA from Balaenoptera ricei (Rice's whale), 1072 nucleotides. RefSeq names its product heterogeneous nuclear ribonucleoprotein D0-like. NCBI's taxonomy places the organism in Eukaryota, Metazoa, Chordata, Mammalia, Artiodactyla, Balaenopteridae. Gene Ontology annotation, molecular function: RNA binding. Gene Ontology annotation, cellular component: nucleoplasm. The record is from RefSeq and is a predicted model, not a curated record. Gene Ontology annotation, biological process: regulation of gene expression.
AUGUCGGAGGAGCAGUUCGGCAGGGACGGGGCAGCGGCAGCAGCAACAAUGGCGGCGGUAGGCAGCUCAGUGGGUGAACAGGAGGGAGACAUGGUGGUGGCGGCGCAGGGGGCAGCAGCGGCGGCGGGAAGCGGAGCCGGGACCAGGGGCGGAACCGUGGCCGGAGGCACCGAAGGAGGCAGCGCCGAGUCGGAGGGGGUGAAGAUCGAUGCCAGUAAGAACGAGGAGGAUGAAGACCAUUCAAAAUCCUCCCCACGACACUCUGAAGCAGCGACGGCACAGCGGGAAGAAUGGAAAAUGUUUAUAGGAGGCCUUAGCUGGGACACUACAAAGAAAGACCUGAAGGACUACUUCUCCAAAUUUGGUGAAGUCGUAGACUGCACUCUGAAGUUAUAUCCUAUCACAGGGCGAUCAAGGGGUUUUGGCAUUGUGCUAUUUAAAGAGUCGGCGAGUGUAGAUAAGGUCAUGGAUCAGAAAGAACAUAAAUUGAAUGGGAAGGUGAUUGAUCCUAAGAGGGCCAAAGCCAUGAAAACAAAAGAGCCUGUUAAAAAAAUUUUUGUUGGUGGCCUUUCUCCAGAUACACCUGAAGAGAAAAUAAGGGAGUACUUUGGUGGUUUUGGUGAAGUUGAAUCCAUAGAGCUCCCCAUGGACAACAAGACCAAUAAGAGGUGUGGAUUCUGCUUUAUUACCUUUAAGGAAGAGGAACAAGUGAAGAGGAUAAGAAAAUACCACAAUGUUGGUCUUAGUAAAUGUGAAAUAAAAGUAGCUAUGUCGAAGGAACAGUAUCAGCAACAGCAACAGUGGGGAUCUAGAGGAGGAUUUGCAGGAAGAGCUCGUGGAAGAGGUGGUGACCAGCAGAGUGGUUAUGGGAAAGUAUCCAGGCAAGGUGGUCAUCAAAAUAGCUACAAACCAUACUAAAUUAUUCCAUUUGCAACUUAUCCCCAACAGGUGGUGAAGCAGUAUUUUCCAAAUUGAAGAUUCAUUUGAAGGUGACUCCUGCCACCUGCUAAUAGCAGUUCAAACUAAAUUUUUUGUAUCAAGUCCCUGAAUGGAAGUUUGACGUUGGGACCCU